Molecule: messenger RNA, 516 nt
Organism: Aspergillus fischeri NRRL 181
Lineage: Eukaryota; Fungi; Ascomycota; Eurotiomycetes; Eurotiales; Aspergillaceae
Exons: 4
Coding region: 1-516 (171 amino acids)
Source: RefSeq, a predicted model, not a curated record
AUGGGGAAAACAAAGAAUGCGAAUAGGCCCCUGACACAAGAAGAAAUAUGGGACGAUUCCGCCCUCGUUCAAAGCUGGGAUGAAGCAGUCGAAGAGUACAAAUUGUAUCACAGCAUACAUGCCAAAGGCGAGAACGUCGAAGAUGUUCUAAGAGAAGCAGAGGCUGCGGAGCGUGCCGGGUUGGAUCAGGACGGACAGCAGCCUGAUGAAGCUGUCGAUGCCAUGGAGGAUGAUGACGCAGCGGCGGCGACAGCAUCUGCUACAGCAGAACAAAGCUCAUCAAUGCAAGUACCAGAUGCUGUAGAGGAGCACGCGACAGCGACUGAUCAGCAGCCGUCCGGGAUGAAACAUCCAACUGAGCCUGCUCCUGCGGGAGCAGCUGCGAUGCCACAUGCUGCUUUAGCACAAGUUCAGGAUGAAGGGUUGAAGAAUCUGAUGAUGGCCUGGUAUUUCGCCGGUUACUACACCGGUCUAUAUGAAGGGCAACAACGAGCGAGCCAGAACAACAAUUCAUGA